AGUUAGGCCCCUCAGCAGGGUUUCCCCUCCCGAAUUACCUGCGCCCCUUCCUUCCCUUCUCUCGCAACUUUUUCUCUUUCCUUCCUUCCUUCCUUCCCUUCUUCUUCUUCUUCUUCCUCUUGGUGUGCUUCAUUUUGGAGGUCCGCCGAGAGGGCAGGUAGGGCCUGAGGCCGAGGGAGCUGUCCAGCGGCGGGCAAAGGCAGGGGCUCUCGCGGAGAGAAGAGGGGGGCAGCUUGGCACAGGAGGCGAGAGGGCAAGGCAAGGCAAGGCAAGGGAAGCUCCCCCUGCCAGCUCCAGGCACUACUGCCCCCAAAAGCCCGCCCCCGCUCUCCCGUGCCGCCCUUCCAUGGCACCGACUUGGCCCGCCUGCGAGCCAUUCCAACAAGUGGCACCGCCAGGCUCCCUCUAGCCGGCCCCGGUCUGCCGCCUCCCUCUUCGCCUCCCGCUCUCUUUGGAGGAGCGCUCCCUCGCUCUCUCCUCCUCUUUCCUCUUCCCCCCCCCCCCCCCCCACUCCUUUUUAUUUGAGGAUGAAAUAAUGUUGACAUGCCUUGAAUUAUUAAGUAUCCCCUGGAUUUUAUUAGCGCACACGAUGCCUAAAUGCUGCCUGUCUCCGGUGGGGUCUUAACCGAGGAGCGGCGUGCAGAGCAGCGGCGCAGAGAGCGGCGGGCAGCAGCGAGCGGCUCUGGCAGCUGGGUUUGGGCAGAUAAGGCGGCCGGCGAAGCACCCCGAGCAGCAGCCCCAGCAAGCAGCAGAUCACUAGGGAGACAAGAGCCCAGCAGCUGCCAGGGGCUCCAGAGAGAGGGAGACUGGGGCCAGGCUCCUCAGCCCCCUUCCUCCUCCUCCUCCUCUUCCUCCUCUUCCUCGGCUGGGCUCCCCGACUGAGGGUCGACCUGCAGCAGCCGGGGCAGAGCGGCCGGUGCCGGGCAGCCCAGGCUCCCGCUGCCUCCCCUCCCUGGGGGGGUAGCGUGCUGCCUGGUGCCUCGGCACAAAUGCCGAUUGAGAUUGUCUGCAAAAUCAAAUUUGCAGAGGAGGAUGAGAAGCAGGCGGCGAAAGAGGAAGGGGACGAGGAGAGCUUGCUAGAGGAGCCUGGCAGAUCGCACCACCCUGACCUGGCGGCCUUUGCCGGAACCAGCACCCUCCACGGCCUCGGCCACAUUUGCCGCUCGGGGCGGCUGGGGGUCCGGCGGGCCCUCUGGGCCCUGGCCUUUGUGGCCUCUCUGGCCUUCUUCCUCUACCAGGCGGCCCGAUCGGCCCUCUUCUACCUGGAGCACCCACAUGUCACCACUCUGGACGAGGAGGCCACCCAAAAGAUGAUCUUCCCGGCCAUCACCAUCUGCAACAUCAACCGCUUCCGACACUCGGCGCUCACCGAUGCCGACAUUUUCCACCUGGCCAACAUGACCGGGUUGCCCCCCAAGGACCGUGACGGGCACAAGGCCUCUGACCUGCUCUACCCAGACCCAGACAUGGCUGACAUCGUCAACCGCACUGGGCACCAACUUGACGACAUGCUCAAGAACUGUAGCUUCAGCGGAGAGAACUGCUCUGCGGAGAACUUCACGGUGGUCUACACACGCUAUGGGAAAUGCUACACAUUCAACGGUGACCGAAACAAACCACGGGUGACUCGCCAGAGUGGAAUGGGCAAUGGGUUGGAAAUCAUGUUGGACAUCCAGCAGGAGGAGUAUCUGCCAAUCUGGAGAGAGACCAAUGAGACAUCAUUUGAAGCUGGAAUUCGGGUACAGAUCCACAGCCAGGACGAGCCACCUUACAUCCACCAGUUGGGGUUUGGAGUCUCUCCUGGUUUCCAAACGUUUGUCUCCUGCCAAGAACAACGGUUGACGUAUCUGCCCCAGCCGUGGGGGAGCUGCCGGGCCAGUGUGAAGGGGGAACAGAUACUGCCUGGCUAUGAGAGCUACAGCAUCGCCGCUUGUAGGCUGCAGUGCGAGAAGGAAGCCGUGGUGCGGAACUGCCAGUGCCGCAUGGUUCAUAUGCCAGGUAAUGAGACCAUCUGCUCACCCAAUGUCUACAUUGAAUGUGCUGACCACACACUAGAUACAGCUGUGGAAGAUUCCCAGGAACGUUGUGUCUGUCCCACACCUUGCAACAUGACACGCUAUGGCAAAGAGAUCUCUAUGGUGCGCAUUCCCAACAAGGGAUCAGCCCGGUACCUGGCUCGCAAGUACAACCGCAAUGAGACCUACAUCCGGGAGAAUUUCUUGGUGUUGGACAUCUUCUUUGAGGCACUAAACUAUGAAUCGAUUGAGCAGAAGAAGGCAUACAACCUGGCAGGGCUUCUGGGGGACAUCGGAGGCCAAAUGGGCCUCUUCAUCGGAGCCAGUGUCCUCACUGUCUUGGAAAUCCUUGACUACAUCUAUGAGGUGAUCCGUGACAAAGUGGCCCAUGGCCUACGACGUUCCAAGCCUCCUCUGAAGAAGCCUUCAGGUAGCAUUGCCACCUUGGGACUGGAAGAGAUCAAGGAGCAGAGAGAAAAAGAAACUCCAUUCCUCAUCCCUCUUCUUCUUCCUCCUGACAUCAAGUUGGAUGCAAUGGGAGUUCCUGUGAGACCCUUGGGCGUCACUCAGAAGGCAACUACCCCACAGGCCUCCUGCCAAACCACCACCAUCGCCACCACUACUCACCGCAAGGGGUCUUUGAAGACUUUGCUUGCUAAUCCAGCCUGUGUCACCGCUCCCCUCCCCCUUUCCCCCCCAAAUGAAGGCAGUGCUUUUGGAGCAGCCUCGGACACAGCAAGUUCCACACUUUGCCAUGAGCUCUGGUCCAAAAGCCAGACCUAGCUAUCUUCCCCCUGCCCCCGAGCUCGUGAGGCUUCCUACCCCACCCCGCAAAGCAUUUGAUGCUUUUGAGCCCCUUUCCUCCUGUAACCCCUUGUCUCCUAUCCAGGUGUCACCCUCCUCCCUAAGACUCAGAGGCCCCAGGCACCCACACUGAAGCACAGAGAAAGAGCGUCAGCUGCCAAGCCCAGGGUGGCACAGUGGCCUUUAAGCAGCUCCGCUGACAGGAAGGAGAACAGGAAACACAGAGCAUGCCAGGGAGCAAAGGGGCUCUCUCAGAAGAGGGAAGGGGGGGAACUCACCCAGCCCUAGUUUGAUGUGGUAGCGGUAGCACCAACCAGCCAUCUGCUCACAAGCCAACAUGGCAGUGUCUGCCACUGCCAUGAAUUUUGUACAGUGGUGAUGAUCUUCCGUCCAACAUCACUCACUUUGUACAGUCCUGUCCAGCAUUACUAUUCCUCAUUACAACAUUUACAUGCACACUGGGGUGUCUCGGAGCAGAAAAUAAGUUGUGGGUCUCAUUCACUGCUGUUGAGUAGUGCACCCUGUUGUCACUGCACAAACAGGAAUUCUGCCUGUAAGAAGGAAUGAGCCCUUAGGUCUUACCCAUAAAAGGAUAUGCCCCUUUUACUUCAUGGGCCUUAGCCCAUCUCCUCACCAUUGCCCCUGCCAUCUUUAUUCCCUCACACAACUGUAUAUUUGUACAUAACCAUGGGGGGUGGGGUCGGGUCUGUGGUUUUUAGCCAGGCAUUGAUGCAGCUUCCCCCUGCUGGUUUCACCAUGAACUGCUGGUAAGGCUGGACACUGAUACAGACAUCCAAUCUCAGGUUUCUUCCCAACUCCAUGGUCAAGACCAGAGCCAGCAGGAGAUUGCUGCCAGCACCAAAGCCCUAGUUUCCCUGAAGCACCCUCUUCUCAGAUACACAGCCUUUCCCCCUUCCUCCCGUUAUCCAUCCAUUCCUCUCCUCCUCCAGCAACAUUCAGAGUCUAAGCCAAAAAUAGCCACCCCACCCCAAGGACAAGAGAGUAGGAAGUUUCAAAGUCCCUAUGGGUCCCACACCAAGGCUGCAGGGACAACCAGUACUCCCACAUCCCCCCCCAACUCAGAUCUUUAGAUGGAAGCACUUCUUUGCAAGAAUAGUCCAGUGUAUCCACAUGUGACAGGGGGGCUGAAUCCUCAUAUGUAUGGAUUUGCUCCCUGUACCUGAUGGGAGGACCCUGAGUAAAAGUGCAAGAGGGAAAAGGCAGUUAAACCAUGUUGUGCUGUCCUGGGGUGUGGAGGGGAGGGAGUACCCCAGAAUGCCAGCAGUUUGCCCUUAGCAUUCAUAUAGCAAACCAGGAAGGCCCAGCUGGCCUCCAUGGUCAAAAUGCAUUAAGAACCUCAUGGUGUUGUGCCCCGCACUUUGGGCAGUGUGCCUUUAUUGGAACGCAGAAUGGAGAUGCAUUUCCAGAAGAAAGGUGGCAUUUGCAGAAAUAUGUGGUUGGAAAUGCUCCCUCUCGCCUCUUCUUCUAGUGGCAACCACCAAUGUAGAAGGAACAAGGAUGAUGAGAAUCACACUCACCUGCCUGCUGGAAGUGUGUGUGAGCCCAAGGGGAGUGGAGUGCAGCCCUGCAGGCUGCGUGGGGCUCUGACAGGGACCCAGCCAGGGCUGUUCCCAGGAGAGGUCCAUCCAUCUCAUAACUUUACUGAGCGCGAGUCGCUGUUUUACAAAUGUACAAGUUUUCUCCCAAUAAAGAGGCACAAGUAGAACUCCA
Molecule: messenger RNA, 4550 nt
Organism: Sceloporus undulatus (fence lizard)
Lineage: Eukaryota; Metazoa; Chordata; Lepidosauria; Squamata; Phrynosomatidae
Gene: ASIC4
Product: acid sensing ion channel subunit family member 4
Exons: 11
Coding region: 990-2798 (602 amino acids)
Biological process (GO): sodium ion transmembrane transport
Cellular component (GO): membrane
Molecular function (GO): ligand-gated sodium channel activity
Source: RefSeq, a predicted model, not a curated record